GUCUGGCCUCAGAGCUCUCUUUCCUGCUGGAGCCUAGUGAUGUGAUUGCAGUGAGAGAUCAGCCUCUCAUGCUUGACUGUUGGGUGCAGGGUGAGGAGCCGAUCAUGGUGACGUGGCGUAAAAAUGGCGUGCCUUUACCUCCCAGUCCGCGGGUUCAGGUGCUGGCAAAUGGCACACUGUUCCUCCAGAGCUUCCAGAAACGCAGAGAGGGGAGCGAGGCAGACAUGGGCGAGUAUGACUGUGCUGCCCAAAAUCGCUAUGGCAUGUUGGUCAGCCGCAAGGCCAGAGUCCUUUUGGCAUCUCUUCCUAAAUUCCACACCCACCCAUUGUCUAUGUCUGUGGAUGAGGGAGGCGUUGCUCGUUUCCAGUGUCAGAUUAACGGUGUACCUGAGGCCAACAUCACCUGGGAGAGAGACAGAGUGCCACUCAGCACCACCGACAACAGGUACACUCUGCUGCCAAUGGGUAUUCUCCAGGUGACUGGAGUGAGGCAGGCUGAUGCUGGGGUUUUCCGAUGUGUCGCCACCAACCCAGCAAACACUCGCUCCAGCCACGAGGCUGUUCUCAACAUCACUGAUGGAGCUUCCAGAAUCUACAAGGAGCCGGCCAUCUUGUCAGGACCCCAGAAUCUGACCAUCACUGUCCAUCAGACAGCCAUUUUGGAAUGCAUAGCCACUGGAAACCCAAGGCCCAUAGUUUCCUGGAGCAGGCUAGAUGGACGCUCCAUUGGGGUGGAAGGCAUCCAGGUUCUGGGGACUGGGAACCUGAUGAUCUCAGAUGUUUCCCUGCAGCACUCCGGUGUGUAUGUAUGUGCUGCCAAUCGUCCCGGCACCAGAAUGAGACGCACUGCGCUCGGACGACUCGUGGUGCAAGCUCCACCAGAGUUCCUGCAGUGGCCGCAGUCUGUGUCUAAACCAGCAGGGGGCAGUGCUGUGUUCAGCUGUGUGGCCCAGGGUGUCCCCGAGCCUCACCUCAUCUGGCUAAAGAAUGGCAAGGUCCUGAUGCCUGGACACAAUGUAAAGCUGACCAACAACAACAGCACUCUGGCUCUCACCCGUAUCAGUUCAGAGGAUGAGGCCAUCUACCAGUGCAUCGCCGAGAACAGUGCUGGGACCAACCAGGCCAGCGCCCGAUUGGCUGUGGCCCUGAGCAAAGACCUGCCUGCUGCCCCCCAGGGCUUCACAGCCAGUGUCCUGUCACCAAACGCCCUGCAGAUCACAUGGAGCCAGCCACCCGCAGACGUCACUGACAGCAUCAUUGGAUACGUCCUGCAUAUCCGCAAGACAGGAGAAGUGGACAGCCUGGAGCUGCAGGAAGCCAUCAGUAAAGGCUCAUUCCAGCAUGACAUUACCAACCUGGAAGUAGCCACCACCUACUCCCUGUACCUGAAGGCCUACUCUCCUCUGGGAGCCAGUCAGCAGUCCCACACUGUGGUGGCUACAACACUAGGUGGAGUACCGACCCCUCCCACAUUCUUCACCAAGGUGGUGAACUCCAGUGCUGUGCAGGUUCUGUGGGAGCUCCCCAGUAAGGCUGGGAAGGCUGAGGGCUUCAGGCUGUCCUACCGCAAGGUGCCCCACGCUGACUUCCAGGGACCCAUCCAGCUGCCGUGUCACAUUAAUGCCCACACCAUCUCAAACAUGGAAUCGGGUGCAGUGUAUGAAGUCAAACUGGUGGCCUACAAUGGAAAUGGGGAGAGUGACUGCUCCAAGAGACUGGUGUCACUGGCUGAGGAAGGCGUCAGUGACCAAAGCACCGGUGGGGACAGUCUGUGUCAGUGCAGGGAUGGAGAGGCCUCUCUGGGCGGCAUCGUUAUUGGCAUCCAUAUUGGCACCGCCUGCAUCAUCUUCUGUGUUCUCUUCCUCAUGUUUGGAUACCGUCGCAGUCUUUUUUGCAGUAAAGGGACUCAGGACAGCUGGUCUGUCCCGAGGGACGACGCAAGACACACUGGAAAUCCUAAAGAUGGUGCAAACUGCCCCAGAGGGAAGGCAGUGCCCCAGGUGGUCUGUCCAGCGCACUGCCAGGUCAUCGUUGAGCAGCAGUCAUCAAGUUUGCCUGGCACGGGCACUGGCUAACACUGGUCAAUGUCAGCAACAUGGAUUCCAUCCAACCCCACCCACACCCCCCACACCCGACUUUAGAUGUCAGUCAUUGGUUUAGUCUGCCCAAAAUCUGCUGCUAAUAACCUGAAAGUCGCCUCCACAUAACAGUGACAGUAGUUAUGUUAUGUUAAUUCACCCCAGAUCUCCACCCUUACCUUGAACCAAAGCCUGUUGCCUUUAUUGCCGGUGCCUGUGCACAUGUGCAUGUUGAGAAAGCCUUCGUACAGCAUUGCCACUGAAGAUGUGGCGCUGUCACGUUCUUUUAGUGUGUACACCAACCAUGUCACUUUUCCAGUGGGAGUCUGUUCCAUAACCAAAAUAUUCUAUUUCUCAGAUGUCCUCUUGUAAAUUGACAUGUGGAGAUGUGCCCUGUGGUCUUAAAUCCCCAAAUGAAACCAAAUAUUUAAGCCUUCAGUUCCUCUGCAACAAGAAAGGUAAGAAACAUAGCGGCCUUUGCAAACGCCUUACAGAGGUCUCUCAUCUCUGAUUAGAAAUGACUGUACAAGCCAUUUAGAAGAAACAUGUAAACAGGCAUUCAAAUCUUCCAAAGAAAGCUACCUCAGUCUGAUAAGAAUGUCUGAGCCAUAGUUGAGGCCAGUGUUAGCCUGUUGAUGCUGCUUGUGCCGGCCUACCUCAACCAAAAAACCCUUUCCCUUCAACUACUGCCUUGACCAGUGCCAGUGCCAGUGCCAGUGUACCAUGCCAGCUGCCAACAAGGCGAGUCCAGAGAGUGCUUACCAGGAUGACUACCAUGGAGACAAUAACCAUUGCAGAGCCUGAAUUCCGCUGCCUGAGCCUUACUGUACCAGAGAUUGGCAUGAGACAGGGAGCUUCCUGUUCAAGCCAGGUCACCAAAAAAUAUCAAGGAGGUCAUGUCAUGUUGUCUCCAUGAUUAACAUUGCUCCAUCAAGAUCCCAAAACGUAUUUGUGCAGAGGAUGCAGCUAAUGGAAAAUAUGGACCUACGACUAUUUUGUGAAGAUUUAAACAAUGCAGUCAAUUUUUUCUAUGGAGUUCAUCACCGAAAAUAAGUUCAGACUAACAGAAUACUUUGAUCUGCACAAACCUGAUGGCAUACUGAAGUGUAGCCAAAAAUGAUUGUUUGACGCCGUGUUGUCAGGUUAACUCUCCAGACGCCAAAUGGGUCACCCUGGGACCUUGACGACACUGAGUUGGCAGCUGAAGAAGUUUUAUGGUGAUACCUGCCUGAAAGCACGGACAUGGCUUCUGUCUCAUGUGUCAGCCUAUCCAAAGUGAAAAACCAGGGUGAAUGACGCCCAAAGAUGUAAACAUUUUGAUGGUUUUCUUUAUUUUCCUUUAAAAAUGUAUUUUGAGAGAGAAUACAUUUACUUACAAUUUUUGACGGUUCCUGUUUGAAAGGAGUCACCUGUUUGUAAAGUGCUUUAACUGAACCCAAGCCAAAAAAAAUUAAGAUAAUAAUUUCAUUACCUUUUCUUUCAUGUGCUUUUGUUUGAAGGUUAUUCCAGGUGCACCCCUUCAAUAUGGAACUGUUUUUUGUUUGUUCUAGCAUUUUAAAGUGACCAAAUGAAGAUGUCAGAUAUUUUAAAAAGACUUUUAUGUCAAUAGUAUAAGGAAUAAUUGCUUUAUAUUUUAAAUUAGUCGAGUAACUAUUUAGCUAUCUUUAAGACACAUGUAACCAAAUACCUCUACAUUUUUAACAUUCACAGUCUUGACCUCAUUACCAAAGCACAGAGACAUACUCCAGUGGGUGAUAACAUACUGUAUGUGUGUGAGGAGGAACAGUAUGUAAACCUUGAGGGCCGCAGCUUUGAGAGGGAACUACAAAUUUAGAUUCAAAGGUGCUCUCCAAAGAAUAUAUAUAAACUAAAAGUUUAUAUGUCCUAUGUCAUAAUCUUCAUAAUCACUCACACUGGCAAACUACAGAAAAAAUCCUUCAACUAAAACAUCUACAUUAGCUGACUAGCUACAUCUCCUUCAUAUCUUUGGACUGCUGAGUGAACAACCAAACAUCCAUUUAUAGCUAGAUAGUUAGCUGCAGUACACACUUGGUUGUGAUUUCAUUUUGAAUUUAAAUGAACAAAUGUGCCUCUUAUAUGACUGAAAAAGCUCAGUGUUUUAUGGAUCGAACGCGUGUGUUGCCUCAAGCUUUAAUGCUCCACAAGGUUUACCAUAACCCUUUAUGAGUGCUAAAGGAUUAUUCAAAGCACAGCAGUAUAAAACCUGGGGGUUUUGCCCUCUUCUCCUUUACACAACUGAAAGCUUUUAAGCCAAUGCGAUACCAAAAAGUGUAUUUGUUAUGGAAGACCUAAAACUUGAGUGUUUUUGUAGUGUGAAGUGUGUAGUUAAACUAGUUUUUAAAACUAAAGCAUCUGUAACUUUUGUUUUGAACCAAUUAUUUCUGUCUUUUUUCGUUUGAGUCUUUUGUUCUCCCUGCAGUGCACAUGAGAAGUUGCCAAAACGAAAGUUUGCUUUUUCUAUUGUUAUUAUUAAUGUUAUUAGACCUGAUUACAUUAAUGAUGAUCAUUUCAAAUGUUUUCUUAUAUGACAUGUAAUGAUGCUAAGAAUGUGCUCAUUAGGAUGGUCUUUGAGUCUAAGUUUUCCAAAAUGUUUUGAGCUAAACUUGCUUUCUGCCUUGAAGCAGCCAGUGACUAGUGAACCAGGAAAUACAAAAUAAAAGGAAAAAAAAUGUAGGAAAGUGGAAACUGGCUGCUAGUACCAACGAGAAACAAUGCUUUAAUGAUGACAAGUGUUUUUAUGUUCUCCUAGCUUUCCACUGGUGUAUUGUAGCCAACUGCAAAACUAAAGCUUUACCCUGUUGGGACUGGGGUCCUGUCCUUGGUCUUUAACCAAAAUGAGAAGGUUUGUUCGGCUGACUGUAGAUAGGAUGCUGGUGGAAACAGAGACCAAGCUGUUACUUGCAAGGUUGUCACUGUAAAUGUUACACUUAAAUGUAGGACAUUCACAAAGAUCUUUACUGGUGUUAGUUCGCACAAAAAAACUUUCAGUUUGGGUUUUUAGAUUUUUGCGGAGGUUUGUCUGUCACCAGCCCAGUACUUUGAGAGUGCAGGGAAUUUCUGAGAAGAGACAGUAACAUUAUAACAACUAUAUUAUAACUCCUGAAAUAUAAAAUAACAUUUUCCCUUUCUUUCUUGUGGUUUGUUUGAGCGGACUUCUUAUGUAUUUAUCUCAUUUAACAAAAUGGAUAUUCAUUGUCAUUUAGUAUUCUGAAAAUAAUUUAAUAUUUUAGUGUCCAUAAGCUUCUCCGCAAAAAUUAUCUGCUUACUGUGACAGCAGCUUUCUCAGUCUGGUAUUUUCUACCGAACAGCUUGGUCUCUGUGUGAAUGCAGACUCCCCUAUCUGAAUGUCAGACUUCUCUCCUUCCUUCAUCACAUUCCAACUUGCCUACAACCAAAUAAAGACAU
This is a messenger RNA of Scophthalmus maximus (turbot), 5504 nucleotides long. RefSeq names its product immunoglobulin superfamily DCC subclass member 3. Bases 69 to 2075 code for a protein of 668 amino acids. Lineage: Eukaryota; Metazoa; Chordata; Actinopteri; Pleuronectiformes; Scophthalmidae. Gene Ontology annotation, cellular component: plasma membrane; axon. Gene Ontology annotation, biological process: axon guidance; cell-cell adhesion. Gene Ontology annotation, molecular function: protein binding. The record is from RefSeq and is a predicted model, not a curated record. The transcript has 13 exons.